AUGGAGGAACUUCAUAAAAGUCCUUCAACAAGCGCGAAAAUUGGCUCUGCCCUUUUUUAUGCUAUCAGCUCUAUUCUCAUCGUGUUUGUUAACAAAUCCGUCCUCUCAAUCUACUCGUUCCCAUCUCCCGAGCUGCUCGGAUGCGGCCAAAUGACAGCAGCUAUCAUCGUCCUGUCAUUUCUCAAACUCAUCAAAAAGAUCGACUUUCCAGAUCAUUCAAUAAAAGUUGUAAAGGAAAUCUUUCCACUGCCGCUAUUAUACCUGGCAAAUAUGAUUUUCGGCCUUAUGUCCACACAGAGCUUGUCACUGCCAAUGUUCACGGUUCUCCGACGAUUUUCGAUCCUCAUGACGAUGAUUCUCGAGUGGUUCAUCCUCAAAAACGAGGCCAGACGACCAAUCAUCAUCGCCAUCGCCAUCAUGAUUGGUGGAGCCCUCGUUGCUGCUCUUGAUGAUCUCGCUUUUGACCUGGCUGCUUAUUGCUUUAUUCUCUUGAAUGAUUUUUUCACGGCUUCUUAUGGUGUUUUCACGAAGAAGAAAUUGAACGGAAAGGACUUGGGGAAAUAUGGACUGAUGUAUUACAACUCUCUUUGCAGUCUUCCUCUGGUGCUCCUGAUCUCCUUCUCAAAGGGCGAUUUCGAAAAAGUCUCUUCUUUCUCGGAAUGGAACAAUCCAAUGUUCAUCAUUCAAUUCUUCGCAUCCUGCUUUAUGGGCUUCAUCCUCAUGUACUCCAUCAUCCUUUGCACGCAAAACAACAGCAGUUUGACAACCACUGUAGUCGGAUGCAUGAAAAACCUGUUCGUCACCUAUUUCGGAAUGGUGUUUGGACACGACUAUCAAUUUUCAAUGCUCAAUUUUAUGGGAAUCAAUAUCUCCGUCGCUGGAAGUUUGGUCUACUCGUAUUUCGCGUUCAAGAAACCGAAAGAAAGCAGCCAGACACAACCUCUUCUGAAGAAAUAA
Messenger RNA from Oikopleura dioica, 957 nucleotides. NCBI's taxonomy places the organism in Eukaryota, Metazoa, Chordata, Appendicularia, Copelata, Oikopleuridae. The record is from the annotation of a GenBank genome assembly.